AGACCACGAGAAACAUCGUCGAUACAUGCAGUCUAGACGGGAGGGAGGUGGCUGCGGAUCGAUGAUCUCGAUACUAGACCUAUGGUAUCCGUUCGUGGCGAGAAUCUGCGUUAUUGGAGCCAAAAUUCCCGGUUUUCCCGUCUUUCACCACAUUCUCUCGUCUCGUCCAGAUGUAACUCCUAUUGCCGUUACCGCAGAUGCCGGUCCGCGUGGCAAGAAGACUCGAUGGGUUUGGAGAAAACUCCCAUGCAAGACGAAGACUGCUAGCUUUUGGAACAGGUGUUCAUCCGUGUAGAUAACAUGUUUGCCGAAUCAU
This is a messenger RNA of Suillus subaureus, 316 nucleotides long. RefSeq lists its product as uncharacterized. The coding region runs from base 26 to 295 and encodes 89 amino acids. Lineage: Eukaryota; Fungi; Basidiomycota; Agaricomycetes; Boletales; Suillaceae. The transcript is spliced from 3 exons. The record is from RefSeq and is a predicted model, not a curated record.